Molecule: messenger RNA, 4087 nt
Organism: Pectinophora gossypiella (pink bollworm)
Lineage: Eukaryota; Metazoa; Arthropoda; Insecta; Lepidoptera; Gelechiidae
Exons: 5
Coding region: 2766-3428 (220 amino acids)
Source: RefSeq, a predicted model, not a curated record
CGCCGUGCAGGCGCAGCUGCGCGCGCGCGCCGCGCCGCCCUCCGCGCCGCCCGCCGCGCUGCUCAUCCUGCACACGGAGCUGUAGUCCCUGCCGCACACGCUCGCGGCGCCCGGCGCGGUCGGGCCGCCACCUGUUGUAACUCGGUGCUGAGUAUAUAUAAGUUUUAUAUUGAUUUUAUUCUACGUGCGAUUCUGUACAAUUGUAUGCCCGCCGGCGGCGCCCCGCCCGCCGUGUGCCGCGUGCUGGGUCCGCGCGCACUUCGGUUACCACGCUGUUGAAUGUGCUGCCGCUGGACGGUGUCAUGUUGGGGCUAUCGAUGCUCGUGUCGCACAUAAGACGGCCAGCCCGUUUACGGCGCGCCCCUGCAGCGGGCCGGACAGCCGUGGUAAUCGACGUGCGCGCCUCUUGUAUUAUACUCACUAGCUCCGCUAUAAAAUAAUGUAAUUUUAUAUUCCGGAGACAAGUUGCGAUUGUUGUUAACAAAUACAGACUGCCAUAUUUGUUUUUAUAUAAUAUGUAACAGAAUAGUACAUUAUUAAUGAUGACGACUAUAAUUAUGGUGUAACUAAUAUAAUAAGUAGUAACUUUGAUAGGUGACGCAUGUAGCCAUAUAUUAUAAAACGUAGGUACCCAACUCAUAUCACCUUAUAAGUAACAUAACUUUUUGUCAUUUCCCAGUCGACUUCUUGCCUCAUAGAGUCUUCAGUCGAGAGACGUGUGGUGCUAUUCUUCCUGUUUCGAUGUUAAAUCACUCAUUUUCUUUGUUAUUGUAUAUUAAGUCGAUCGUUAAAGUAAUUCGUCCGUAAAUAUAACGAUACGUCGUACGCGGCUCCGCGUGGUUCUACCUACUGUUGUUCUGUCGACGUGAUUCCAUUUUGCUGUGAUUUGCUUCUAAAAUUAUAUUGUAAAGGGUUAAUACGUAGCUAGCGAAUUGUACCGUGUAGUAUCUGCCGGUCCCGGGUUCGAGUCUGUCAGGCAGUCGAGCGGGGCUGCCGGGACACGCACGCUCGCCGCGCGUUCACAUGGCGGUGGUGUUGAAACAGGUAUUGGUUAGUUUAAUUCAGUGAUGGUUGAACAGCAGUUAUUAAAUAUCUACGUGAGCGUUAUCUAUAUACUUAGAAGAUUUUAAUGUUUAAAUAGGUAGUUGUCCCGCCCAGCCCCGUCUCAUUCUAGUGGUUGAUUUGAUAGUAUGGUGCCAAAUAAUGUUAAGAUUUUGAAGUAUAAUUGUAAUCCCUGCAGCACUGGUUAUUAUUGUGAACUUUGUUAUGUUCAGUGUACAAAACGUCUGGUUUGAAAGGAAAAAAUCACAGAAAUAUAUGUAUUUUAAGCUACUUGGUGAACAAAGUUGAUUGUCAAAGAUGCGCAGACCAGUGUUCCACGAUUCCAUACAUCCAUACAUUCCAUACAUCAGUGCUGCGAGGGAGGUAGUCAAGGGUAAACUAGACAAUAAGAUGAUACGCACAGCUACGCGCGGCGGCGCGUGACGGGCGCGUGCGACCGCCGCGUGCGACCGCGCGCCGCCGCGCACUAUCCUCGUAUCGAAGCAUCGAUUACGGAUCAAUAUAGAAUGGUUUAUUUAGGAUUUAAAGCAAUAAAGUGAUAUUUUUAUAUGCAAGUUUGUUUUACUACUAGGUCGGUAUACAACAACCCCUAAAAGGUUGUCUAACAUAUCGACCCAAAUGUCACGAGACGACUGCGUUGCGCCAGUGUAGGCACCACCGAAAUCCAGGUCAGCUGUGGGAUUCUGUGUAAGCAUCAUCAGCGCCACCACAUUCUCGUGUCUCGGUGGCCGCUGUCAGCUGUGGUAAUACACAAGACAUGUUGACGAACUUACCUACUUAUGUUACGUAAAAGUCUUGACGCAGCGUUGAACAUUGCCGACCUCGCGUCCUCUGCAUUGUUUAUUGUUGGACUUAAGUAUGUAUUCAUAGUACAAUUUUACAUUUAUGACUCAUAAAUAAAGUCAAAUUAUUAUUUACUUACAUAUUUGUGUUUUUCUUUAUUAUUUCUUAAAAAUCUAAUAUGCGUAACCGAAACUAACGGAACGGAUUAUUAGAAAUUAUUGAAUAUCGGUAUCCAUAACCGUCAUAAUUAUAAAUACGAGUACGUCCCAAGUAAACGAGUAAAUAAACAAGUACUUAGAUAAGUAACUAUUAGAAUCAGACAAAGAACGUCGGUGUCCAAUUUCAAACAUAGGUAUUUAUAUAUAAAAGUAUACCUACCGACUGUUAUUAAUUAAAAACAAUACUGGUCCGCGCACAGUUGAGAUCCAGCGGGGGUGAGGUAAAUGUAGCUCGGCCGCUGGUAGGGAGCGGGGGUUACCGCGUUCCAUACGUAGUAUUAUUAAUUCUAUGACGUUGAUACCGACACACCAAGAAGGUGGCGUGUACGUGUUGUACGUGUACUGGGGAUGUUUGGAAGCAAAACAAUUCCUCGAGCAAUGAGCGCGAGAACUCCAAAUGUAUAGCUUUAUUUAUCAGAACCGUGUGUGUCGUGCGGAUUCACUCAUUUUAUUACUCAUUAGUGUAUCACAAAGAGGAAAACGAGGGACGCAAACGUUCGCGAUGAGUCAAACGGAUAAAUACUUACUCGAAAUAAUAUGACAAUAGUGUGUGGCGAUCUGCGACGCAAGUGUCGCCCGCGAGUCCAGCCGCGAGCACCGUGUGGGUGGUGCGGGAGCCUUGACGCCGAAUCCUCAGUGCCGUGAGCCGGGAGUCGUGAGCGUGAGUCGUCAACCGUGGACCUGAGCAAGCUGUGACGCGCGAUGUGUUGUCGAGGAGCGGCGGCGGCGCUGCUGCCGCAAGUCAACCUGCUCCUGGCCGGAUUAUGCAGCUGUCUGACGCUGGUGCUAGGAGUGCUGAUGUGGUCGGCGCCGGCGUGGUCGGCGCCGCCCGCGGUGGUGGCGCCGCCCGUGCUGCUGGCGGCGACGGUCGCCACCCUCGUGUCGACACACGUCGCGCUCGCUGCCGCGCACGCGCACCGACACGCGAGACGACGCAUGCUGCUCGUGUACGCGGUGUGCGUGUUGCUGGUGGUGGCGGCGGAGGCGGGCGUGGCGGCGUGGGCGGCGGCGUGGGCCGCGCGCUGGCUGCGGCGGGAGGGCGCGCUCACGGAGCUGUCGCUGCAGCCCGCGCCGCGCCGCUGGCUGCGGCCCGUGCUGCCGCUGCUGGCGCCGCACCUGCUCCAAGAGUUGCCGGAGGAGGAGCAAGAGAUGAGCGUGCCGAUGGUGUUAUCCUGGACGGCGGCGGCGCUGGUGCCGGCGCUGCAGCUGCUGGCGGCGCUGCUGGCGCUGGCCGCGCGCCCCGCCCUCCGCAGACCCUCCGACCUACGCACGAACAGCGUGGUGUACGCGGUGCCGGAGAAGCUGUACGAUGUCCCCAGCACGCCGUGCAAGGCGCCGCUCGACCACAUCGCCGCCUGGCAGUGACUCGCCGCCGCCACUACAGCGUAACUAAGCUGGACACAGGCGAGGCGAGAGGCUGAUGAAGAAGAUUCAGAACCAAAGAUGUUUUUCAUAUACCUUUCGCGUUAUAGUAUGGUGCGUAGGACACCUGUUAGAAUAGUGAGUACAUUUGCUUUGUACGUUUCUAUCGCUCGAGACUGUACUUGUCUUUCUGCCCUGCUGUCAUACGCACCGUGCUGGAACACAAACUAUACAUUAUUUAACUUACUUUUAGAUAAUUUGUUUAUAAUUUAACAUAAGUACUUAAGUAAGUAGUUUAUAAUUUCUAAUAUAUUUUUGGUUUUCCUAGCAAACAAACAGUCUGUAGGCAUUCCACUGCCGGAUGGAGUAUAAUAUAUGCUACACACAUACGUAGUUAUACAAUAUAUCAAUUAUCAAUGGCUACACCACUCUGCUACUGCGGCGCGAACUUUCUUUGCACUUUGAGCAUGUGCUAUCAAUUUGUAACCUAUACAUGAAUUUGAAAAUGAAAUCAAACUCAGUGUUAUAGGAGUAACAAACUUCUGUGUUGUUUACGCAACUUACUAUUAGUAGGUAUUACAAUUUAUAAAUAAUAAUAAACUAUAAGCACAAUAUUGAUACUAAGUUAUAAAAAAUAUCAAAAAUAAAUGAGGAAAAUUAUA